GAGGCGUUUACUUCCGGUGUGCUCGCGGCGCUAUGUGUCAUGGACAUGGAGCGGAUUUAUCACACAAACUGAGAUAAACACUCAAUAAUCUGCUUUUUAUCUGAUUUCCUCUCUGGUUAAAUAUUAGCGAGGAGCUGAUUUACUCUGUACAGAGCCGGAACAGGGAGAGUGUGGAGAGAAAGUCCGUCACCAAACGGUUGUAAGGAUGGUAUUGUCAGGGUUACGGUUGUCACGGCAGCAGCUGAAGCGGUUGGAGGAUCACCGGUACAGCAGUGAGGGGAAGUCUGUCCUGGAGUCGCUCAUGCAGCCGUUCUGGUGCUGGCUGGUGGAGAAAAUUCCCCUUUGGGUCGCCCCCAACCUCAUCACCACCAUCGGCCUUACCCUCAACAUCACCACCACCCUCAUCCUUGCCUACUACUGUCCUACUGCUACUGAGCAGGCUCCGACAUGGGCGUACCUGUCUUGUGCUGUAGGGCUGUUUAUGUACCAGUCACUGGACGCCAUCGACGGUAAACAGGCGAGACGGACCAAUAGCAGCACUCCACUCGGAGAACUGUUCGACCACGGCUGUGACUCUCUCUCCACUGUGUUUGUGAUUCUGGGUACAUGUAUAGCGGUUCAGAUGGGGACGAAUCCUGACUGGAUGUUCUUCUGCUGUUUUGUGGGCAUGUUCAUGUUCUACUGUGCUCACUGGCAGACCUACGUCUCAGGAACACUGCGCUUUGGCAUCAUCGAUGUGACUGAAGUGCAGAUCUUCUUUGUAAUGGUUUACCUGCUGGCUGCGCUCGGAGGAACUGCUUUUUGGCAAUCUACGAUCCCGGGGCUGAAUAUCCAGAUGAAGAUGAUUCCUGCUUUCCUGACCUUCCUGGGAGCGAUAUUUUCCUGCACAAACUACUUCCGGGUCAUCUUCACAGGCGGGAUGGGCAAAAACGGCUCCACCAUCGCGGGUACGAGUGUGCUCUCUCCAGCAUUCCACAUCACAGUGAUGUUGCUUUUGGCUGUGUUGGUGUAUAAGAUGUCAUCGGAGCAGCUUUUUGAGAAAAACCCCUGUCUCUUCGUUUUAGCGUUCGGUUUUGGCUCAGCUAAAAUCACCAACCACCUGGUGGUAUCCCACAUGACGAAGAGUGAGAUGCAGCGCAGUGAUUCUGCAUUCGUUGCGCCGCUGCUGCUCUUUAUCAAUCAGUACUUUAACAGUUUCUUCAGUGAACACUUCCUCCUCUGGGGGGCGCUGGUGCUCUCUGCGUGUGAUCUACUGUGUUACUGUACGAGUGUGUGUAAGCAGAUCGCCUCUCACCUCAACAUCAGUGUGUUCAGCCUUCAGAAACCCAAAACCUGCCACAACAGCCACCACUAACACACACACACACACACACACACACACACACACACACACACACACACACACACACACACACAAAAACUCCUCCGUCCUCCUGUUACACUCCUUCAGUCAGUCCAGUGAACUAAUGAAAAACAACACACACACACUCUGAAUAAUGACUUCUCCAGAACGGAGAACGUUACAUAGAUUUGGGAAUUAAUUAUAGAAUUAUUUUUGUAUUUCCGUUAAAUAUUAACAUUUAUUAUUUUUCUUGUGUAAGUUAACGUUUGUUACUGAAGCUAAAUAUUUCUGUUGUUUGUUUUUAAUAAUAAUUAUAAACAGGAAGUGAUUCUCAGCUAAUCACACUCACAUUCAACACCAUGAACAGUUUAUAGAAGAGUUUAUAGAGCUGUUACAUGGUGUCUUACAGUGAGGCGUGUCAGGGGCGUGUCAGAGGCAGGUCAGAGGUGGGUCGGGGCCAUAAUGUAGAUUUUCUCCACUUUUAGAGAAAUAUUAACUCUAACACACCUGCCUCUGAUGCUAAUAUAAGAUGCUAAUAAAAAGGCUUUUGAUUAGCAUGAACACACACAUACAUGUGAGGGGUGUGUUAAGUUUGAUCAGGUGUGUUAGAGCAGAAGUGCGAGAGCCGAAGAACUGCAGGAGACUUGUCUAGAUCUCAUUAGAGGAUCCGUUUAAUGCUCACUGCUUCCUGCUUUGUGAUUUGGGGCGUGGCCUCAGUCCAGCCAAGGUGUGGUCAGUGUUGUGUUUUAUAUAAUGUCUGAGUUUUUUUAUUAUUAUUAUUUGUCAGUUAUGUUGCAGUCGUACACCGGGACACAAGUCUUCCAAAAAUGUUUAAAGAAGAAACUUUUUAUGAUUUAAAAAAAUAAAUGAGCUGCUGGAGGAGCUGUGGAAACGUUGCCCUGUGCUCCAAUACUGUUCUCAUGCCCUUGUUGACUUCCCCAAAGUGUUUAAAGCGUAAGCUAGCUAACACACUAGCAUGCUAACUAGCUAUCAAGAAAACAUAAAACAGCUUCAUGCACUAAAACUACGCAGUGCAUUCUGGGUAAUUUCUGCUUAUGGAAUGAACUUCCUCCAAGCUGGUGAUGUAAUGUACCGUCCCUUAACAUGGCCACUGAGGGGAAGUGGAUGAGGGAGAAACCGUAUUGGAGCCCUCUAGCGGAUGGUGAUGAGUUAAACUCCACCUCUGAACACUGUGUGUGAGAGUGCUGACUCGUUUAAUCACUGUUUACACUCCUGAGUUAAUGUGACGACCUGAAAAUCUCGUGCCUUUCUCCUUUAUUUCUCGCUCUGUUAAAUUAAACUCUAUGCACACGCCAUGUUUUAAACGCCAACCAUUUCACGUUUUUCAUCCUUCGUUUAGACACGAGUUUCUCACGUGUGAAGUUUAAAGGUGCAGUAAGAGUUUUUCUAAAUAAGAGUGAUAAUGUACAGAAAGUUACAGCGAGUUUAAAAAGGGCCAGUUUUAUUCUCAUAAAUUGUCGGGUAUUUUUAUUAUUCUGCUUUAAACUGCUGCACGGAUCACGUCUCUGAUUUUAUUAAAAAACUGUGUUCUGUAUUCGCAUGCUGACUUCCUGCUUCUUCAUUUUAACACCUUGACUGUGUGCUUCAUAAUAUUUACAGUAACCCCUAACAUGUCGUAUAGGCUGUGUGGGCAGAGCUAGAAGCAGUGCUGGUCACUGAUUGGUCGAGCACAUUGGUGACUGUCAGAAACAUUCUAGUGGUGGUGAUGAUGAUGAUUAAUUGAUAGCGCUGUAUAUAACUGACAGGACUAUAACAUUCUUAUUAACUUUAUGCUCACUACAUGGGGUGUAGCAGUUGUGUUCUCUACAUAGUGUACUCCAUGCCCAAUAAAACACAAUUCAGCCACAGAAAAUGUGCGGACCAUGUUGUUGUUGUUGUUUCACACCGUAAGCUCGUUUAAAGAUCAUCUGUUCUCGCUACACCUUCCCUUUUGGAACACAUUAAAGUGGCUGAAACCAUGGGGUUAAGCUCCAUUUCCUCAUUUCUAAAUAAAGUACUGUGUUAAAAUGCAGUGGGACAACAUCUUAAAUUUACCUUUAAACUUCGGAAGGCGUGGCUUAAGAGGCGUGUCCUGAUGGGGCAUGGCCUAAGGGAGCCUGUGCUUUGUAGACAUUUUCAAUAUUUUCUUUCUAAAGUGUUGGUAAUGUUAAAAAGAAUAAAAUGAUGCACGCUUAGAAUGCUUAUUGCACCUUUAAGGUCCACCUUCUGCAUAUGCAAAUUAGGUGGGGGGAGUCUACAGUGUCUACACAGUGUUUUCUUUAACGCUCUACCUCAUUAACACUCCACUCGAUGUGUGUGCUGAUUCAUUUCCUCUCACUGUCCUUAAAUAAAUAUCUCGCACUGUGUAGUGAGCAGGAUGCGAUCUCUCUCUUCUCAAACACACCCAUUUUAUCCUCAAUACAGGUGCGGUACUGAGUGAAUCCAAAGCAGGUGUGUUAGAGAAGUGUGUGUCCAAAACCUCGUGCUCGCUACACAAUGUACUGUUAACAUUAUGAAAUGUUUUAUGAUUUUGUGUUAAUGAGCAAUCGCACAAUGUAUUGUAAUAGAUUAGGUGUUAGAUAAGAUAGAGAUAUGGAGUAGGGUUAAAACUGGGGGUUAAGGGGUAGAAAUUAGGGGUGGGGUUAAUGAUCAGUGUCCAAAUGUGGCCGUUAAAGACAGGUUCUUUGCUAAUUAGGGUGUGUUAGGGUUUUGGACACGUCCACAGUGGGUGAGACCAUAGUGUUGGUUCUGUUCCCUUCAUUCAACAAGGUUCUUCAAGGGUUCAUUGGAUAAUGAAGGAUUCUUAGCUUCUUCAAACAGGUUCUACUUGGAACUCUUUCUGAACGUGAAACACUGCACAUGGAACCUUUAAGGGUUCCUCAAAGGGACAACUGAAGAGUGUUUAUUCUCCAGUGUAGGGUGUGAUAUAAACACAGUGGGGAUUUUAAAGGUCAGGAAACUCUGAUCUAAAGGACCAGGAAAUGGAGAACAGAGCACCUUCUUUGCUUUUUUUUUAUUUUUUCUUCUUACUAAAGAAAGUUUAAAAGUUCUCCAUUCAUAAAUUAAGAUCAGACAGGGUAAACACCUGCUUGUUUUUUUAACAUCUGAUUACCAAGUGUUCUGUAUUUUAAUUUUACACUUGACUGUAAUAAAGUCCAUUUGUAAUGUCUCCGGUGUAAAAAUAAAGACUGUUAUAUUAACAUUAACACAAA
Ictalurus furcatus (blue catfish) is the source of this 4554-nucleotide messenger RNA. RefSeq names its product choline/ethanolamine phosphotransferase 1a (gene cept1a). The coding region runs from base 206 to 1354 and encodes 382 amino acids. The transcript is spliced from 9 exons. The record is from RefSeq and is a predicted model, not a curated record. Gene Ontology annotation, molecular function: diacylglycerol cholinephosphotransferase activity; ethanolaminephosphotransferase activity. Gene Ontology annotation, biological process: phosphatidylethanolamine biosynthetic process. NCBI's taxonomy places the organism in Eukaryota, Metazoa, Chordata, Actinopteri, Siluriformes, Ictaluridae. Gene Ontology annotation, cellular component: endoplasmic reticulum membrane; Golgi apparatus.